GAAACGAAGAGAAGACGUGUGACCAGAGCUUGCGACUAUUGUCGACUCAAAAAAGUGAAGUGCGAUGGUAGACAACCAUGUAUACAUUGCACAGUUUACUCGUUCAACUGUUCAUAUGACCGGCCGAAUACUAGAAAUCGGAAGGGGUACACGCCGCGGCCUAGUGUUCCACAGUCCACUGCGUUGCUACAACUGAUUGCGAUAAACAAACAACCGUCUGCAAGUACAGUCAACGAAAACUUGAUUCUCAGUCAAAAUAUAUUGAACUCGCUAUUUCCAGCCGUUGGAUUCAAUUUCUUGGAUGAUACACCUCAAGAGUUCGAUUUCAAAAAGUUUCAGAGAAUCAUUUCUCAGUUGCAGGUGAAAAAUCUGUCAAACUUGAAUGUUUACGAAAUAAGCGACAUGUAUUUGAGGGAACCUGGAGUGUCCCCAUCACCUGUGCCCCAUUAUGGCUCUCAGCAGAGCACGACUCCUGACGAGCUGAUCUGUGCAGAGAUUAGAAUAUUAUUGCCUCCGAAAGAAGCUGCCCUCCAACUAAUUUAUACGACCUGGAACAAGGCUUGCGUUCUUUUUCGAUUUUAUCAUCGCCCAUCUUUGCUUCAAGAAGUGGACUUGCUAUACAGCCUUGAUGUGCUGCAAUAUACUGACAGACAGCAAAAGUUUUUACCAUUCAUGUACUCCCUCUUAGCAUGUGGAUCCCUUUUUUCAAAAAGUUCUGACAGAAAAGUCAACAAUGAGUCUCUCGAAGAUGAAGGAUUCAAAUAUUUUUUGGAAGCACGAAAACUCAUCGACAUCACUAAUGUCAGUGACAUUCCUUCGAUACAGACAAUCGUGAUGAUGAUUAUUUACCUCCAAUGUUCCGCGCGUCUCUCCACAUGCUAUUCAUACAUAGGUAUAGCUCUCAGAAGUGCUUUAAAAGAAGGACUUCACAGGAAUCUUGAAGUUUUUCACUCACGCAGAAAACUCGACCCAAUUGAAAUCGACACCCGCAAAAGGUUGUUUUACACAAUUUAUAAGAUGGACAUAUAUAUCAAUUCGCUUCUAGGUCUACCCGGGUCUAUAUAUGAGGACGAAUUUGAUCAAGAGUUUCCCUUAGAACUCGAUGAUGAGCUUAUAACGAGAGAGGCAUUUAUCGUGGAGAAGCAGAAUGGGAGAUUAUCUUCUUCAGCUUGUGCAAAUCACCAUACGAAGUUGACAAUGUUGCUUUCUCGCAUAGUCAAAGAGUUAUAUCCAAUCAAAGUCAAGCCUAAAGCGGGAGCUCAGCAACCAUUACCUAAUAUCCAUGACACAGUUACGAAACUCGAGUUCGACUUGAAAAAUUGGAUGGCAAAUCUUCCUUUGGAGUUACGGCCGACGGAUCCAAGUAACUUUACAGGUGAUUCCCACAUACCUGAUCGCUUUAAAUUGGCUAAUUACUAUCUACAUGUCGCGUUCUUGAAUUGCCAGAUAAGCUUAUAUCGGCCAUUCAUCCAUUAUAUCAGUAACGGUAACCAGUCUAAAAAUGCUGAUCCACGAUCUUUGAUUAGGGGCAGAAAUUGCAUCAAAGUGGCAAGAUUGGUGGUGAAAUUAGCGAACAAAAUGAUUGAUCAAAAUCUCUUGGUCGGAACGUACUGGUUCUCAAUGUACACGAUAUUUUUUUCGAUUGCUUGUUUGGCAUAUUACUUCCACUUUGCCAAUUACAAUAACCUGGACAAAAACCUAGACGGUGUCAAUUAUGCUGGUGUCUAUUUUGAUGACGAUUUAAAUAUAGACAUGAUCAGGAACGAUAUUGAAAUCGGAAAGAAAGUUUUGGACAAUAUGAAAAGUAUGUCACAUUCUUCUGAAAGAAUUUACAAUAUCUUGAACAAAUUGUUUGAGCAGUUAAAUCGCAAGACAGCCACUAGCUCUAUGAAGAGUGAUGGUAGUGUUCCUAAUUUCGACACGAGCAAUGAUGCGAUGGUUCAAAUGAGCAUUGCAAAUUUCGACAUGAUCAAUCAAUUUGAUGUUAAUGGAGAGACCUCGACUCAAGGUGAGAAUACAGGGAACGUUACAAACCCACAAGUUCCCAUGACUAGUCUUUUUGAUUUUGCUCCAGAAAAACAGACACCAGCGGAUGAAAAAAUUCCGAAAGAUGUUCCUGUCGAGACAGAAUUGAGAGCCGAUGUCCCAUAUAAUACGGAAUUCAAGGUACAAAAUACUGAGACUUGCUCGAGGCCAGUGCAAGAGCAAAGUCGAGAUUCUCUUUCUGGCGCUGAGAAUAACGAGAAUAGGUUCCUUGAUGAGUUUAUUCAACCUGCAGUUGAUUACAUCCCGGGUGUAAUUGAUGCUCUUGAUACUCAAAUAUUUGGACGCCUACUUCCACCAUACAUGCUCGAAGAGAGCAUCAAGCAAGCA
Metschnikowia bicuspidata var. bicuspidata NRRL YB-4993 is the source of this 2373-nucleotide messenger RNA. It is a transcript of the gene ASG1, whose product is annotated as Asg1p. Gene Ontology annotation, molecular function: DNA-binding transcription factor activity, RNA polymerase II-specific; sequence-specific DNA binding; zinc ion binding. Gene Ontology annotation, cellular component: nucleus. The transcript has a single exon. The record is from RefSeq and is a predicted model, not a curated record. Lineage: Eukaryota; Fungi; Ascomycota; Pichiomycetes; Serinales; Metschnikowiaceae. The annotation marks the transcript as partial. Gene Ontology annotation, biological process: DNA-templated transcription; positive regulation of transcription by RNA polymerase II.